GUUACUGAAGGCGCGAAAACACAGAAUGARCUCGAAUAUUAUCAGACGGAUUUACUUUUGUGGUAGCAUCCGAGGUGGCAGGGAUGAUGUACAYAUCUAUAAGGAUAUAAUUAACCAGCUAGGCGCUUAUGGCGAAGUUUUGACUGAGCAUGUUGGAGAUGUAGAGACRCAAGAAGAAGAAAUAGGGGAUGACAACUAUAUCCAUGACAGAGACAUGAAGUGGCUGAUGGCUUCUGAUGCUGUYGUUGCCGAGGUCACCCAACCCUCUCUGGGUGUUGGCUAUGAAAUUGGCAGAGCAUUGGAGCACAACAAGCCAAUAUUAUGUCUCUAUCGACCUCAGCCUGGAAAACGUCUUUCAGCAAUGAUUCGUGGAGUUAAGAGGCCUAAUUUUAUGGUCAAAGACUACAAGCUUGAAGAUGUACCAGAAAUUCUGAAAGAAUUCUUAUCACAUUAAAAACUUAAAUCUUGGAACUUGUUCYAGUUCUUCCUCACAAGGAUAAAGACUUUAAAUCUUAUUAUUAACCCCAUAUAAGGGCUGGUUUACUCUAGAACUAAGCAUUAGCAGCCAAAGAAAUGAACAAGUCUGAGCUCAUGCUUAAAAGUGUAAAAAAGGCAAAACAAAAAUCUCAGGUUCUGUAACUUACUUUUUGAGCUAACGUGAGCUAACGAAGUUGGUAGAUUAUUAGUGUAUUUUUAUUCUUCAUUUGCAAUACUUGUAACAGUGGCCAUCUUGGUUGAAUUCAAUUGGUUGAAUUCAACAAAGGAUUUCUCAUUAGUAUCUAUUGUUUAUUCAACCAAUAUGGCUGCCAGUCUUAUCUAUGAAUCUUAUGGAAAUGAAAAACAAAAUAUCUACGUUUUUCUGAGAAUAAUCUGUACUAAUGUACAAUUUACAUUGAAUGCUAAUAUUGUUUUAAAGUAUUGUAACUCGAUCAAUUCAUAUGAUACAUUAAAGUUGCGAAAAU
This is a messenger RNA of Exaiptasia diaphana, 962 nucleotides long. Its product is annotated as putative 2'-deoxynucleoside 5'-phosphate N-hydrolase 1. The transcript has 4 exons. Lineage: Eukaryota; Metazoa; Cnidaria; Anthozoa; Actiniaria; Aiptasiidae. Gene Ontology annotation, cellular component: nucleus. Gene Ontology annotation, molecular function: 5-hydroxymethyl-dUMP N-hydrolase activity. The coding region runs from base 26 to 454 and encodes 142 amino acids. The record is from RefSeq and is a predicted model, not a curated record. Gene Ontology annotation, biological process: deoxyribonucleoside monophosphate catabolic process.